Anopheles cruzii is the source of this 544-nucleotide messenger RNA. Its product is annotated as probable cytochrome P450 313b1. Gene Ontology annotation, molecular function: monooxygenase activity; oxidoreductase activity, acting on paired donors, with incorporation or reduction of molecular oxygen; heme binding. The transcript is spliced from 2 exons. The record is from RefSeq and is a predicted model, not a curated record. Lineage: Eukaryota; Metazoa; Arthropoda; Insecta; Diptera; Culicidae. The annotation marks the transcript as partial.
AUGUUCUGGCUUAGUUUAGUGCUACUGUUGGGAGUAGUGUUGUGGUUGCUGCACAUGUGGAUUUUACAGCGGCACCGGUUCGCCAAGGAUUUACCGUGUUCGGAACCGUACUAUCCAUUGAUCGGAAAUGGACUUUUAUUUAUCGGGAAGUCACGCGAGAUGAUAUUCACCGCUGCUAUGAAACCGUUUAUCCAAUACGAUCGCUGGUUCCAGGUAUGGUUUGGACCGAAGCUGCUCAUUGGCACAUCGCAUCCAGAUCUUAUGCAAUCCGUUCUAACGCAUCCAGACUGUCUGGACAAACCGUUCCUCUACGAUUUCAUGAAACUCGAGCAUGGACUCAUCGGAAGUCAUUAUCAUCCGUGGAAAACGCAGCGCAAGGCUCUGAACCCCUCGUUCAAUACCCGUAUUCUGAACAGUUUCAUACCGGUCUUUGCCAAGUGCACCGAGCAGAUGAUGCAGAACCUCGAAUAUGCCAUCGGGGAGUCCCGUAGCCAAACGUUGUCCAUCUUCCCGAUCAUCAGCAAGUGCACGCUGGAGAUGAUAU